Anguilla rostrata (American eel) is the source of this 2721-nucleotide messenger RNA. It is a transcript of the gene hyal1, whose product is annotated as hyaluronidase 1. Gene Ontology annotation, molecular function: hyalurononglucosaminidase activity. Gene Ontology annotation, biological process: carbohydrate metabolic process; hyaluronan catabolic process. The transcript has 4 exons. Gene Ontology annotation, cellular component: cytoplasmic vesicle. The coding region runs from base 190 to 1506 and encodes 438 amino acids. NCBI's taxonomy places the organism in Eukaryota, Metazoa, Chordata, Actinopteri, Anguilliformes, Anguillidae. The record is from RefSeq and is a predicted model, not a curated record.
CUCCGCCUCUCCAAAGCUUGAGGAACCAGAAUGGUUUCCGAAAACUUUUGCCAAAACGUAAUUAUUUUUAUGCAGUCACAAGACACCAGUGGUUAAAUGUGCGAUCUCCUGACAUGAGCAACAUUCAUGGUUCUUGUUAUCAGGCUGCUGUGGGUGGGAGCAUCGGUAUAGGUUAAUAACUUACCGGGAAUGUCUCUCCUGGUUUUUCUGUGUCUGUGGGUUGGUGGGUCUGCCCUGGGAGCCCAGCAGAGCCCUCUCCCCUCCAUGGCCCAGUUACCCUUCAUUACGGUGUGGAAUGCCCCUACUGAACCCUGCAUGUCCAAGUACAAAGUGGACCUGGACCUAAGUGUUUUCCACAUCGUGCUGAACGUGAACCAAAGCUUCAUGGGAACAAACAUAACCAUCUUCUAUGAGAGCAAGCUGGGCCACUAUCCAUACUACACUGCCAGUGGGGAGGCUAUCAACGGAGGCGUACCACAGAACACCAGCCUGCAGCAGCACCUGAAGGAUGCCCAGGCCAACAUUGUGACAUACAUCCCUUCCCCUGACUUCCAGGGGCUGGCCGUUGUGGACUGGGAGAGCUGGCGGCCCCUGUGGAUUCGAAACUGGGACGCUAAGCAGGUGUACCGGGAGGGGUCUCGGACACUGGUGCAGGCUAAACACCCAGCCUGGACCCCAGCCCAGGUGGAAGCUGAAGCCAAGAAGGAGUUUCAGGAGGCAGGCCGGGCGUUUAUGGAGGACACCCUUAGGCUGGGCCGCAGUGUAAGACCUGGGGGGUUAUGGGGUUUCUACGGUUUCCCCGGCUGCUACAACUUCCAGUACAAGAACGUCACAGCCAACUACACCGGGGAGUGCCCCGCGCUGGAGAUGAAGAGGAAUGAUCAGCUGGCCUGGCUGUGGAACGCCAGCUCUGCCCUCUACCCGCACAUUUACCUGGAACUGAGUCUGCGGGGCAGGCGAGAUGCCAUCCGCCAGUAUGCCCACCAUCGCAUUCUGGAGGCUAUGAGGGUAGCUGGGCAGGUCAAACCCAAUGGCCUUCCAGUGCUGCCCUAUUCACGCAUUGCCUACACCUUUUCACUGGAGUUCCUUUCCCAGGAGGACUUGGUGCACACAAUUGGGGAGAGCGUAGCUCUUGGGGCAGCAGGAGUUGUGCUGUGGGGAGAUGGAAAUUUUUCCAAAUCAAUGGCAGCAUGUCAGGCAGUGAAAGGCUACCUGGACAAGAUCCUGGGGCGCUACGUGGUCAAUGUGACCGCGGCCGCCACCAUCUGCAGCAAGGUGGUGUGCUUCGGCCAUGGGCGGUGCCAGAGGAAGGACCGCUCCUCUGCUGCCUUCCUCCACCUGGAGCCCCAGGACUGGAGCAUACUGUCCACCCCAGGCCCGAGGGGAUCGCCCCGGUACAGUGUGCAUGGGCAGCUCAGCCAGCGGGCCACGCGGCACAUGGUCAAGCAGUUUGAAUGCCAGUGUUACCCUGGCUGGGGUGGUGAGCACUGUGAAAAGCCUGCCUGAACGCACUACUAUCCAGAGUCAAUCUACUAAUAUUACCAAUGCAAACAGUUAAAAAAAAAAUAUAUAUAAAAAUAAUACACUAUAAAUCUUUUUUCACAAAAACAUUGAGAUCAACCUUGGGUUAAAGCGGCAUUAAAUGAAACGGCCCCUAAACCUGACACGACAUUUCCAGCAUUUUACUCACAAAAUUAUAGCUGACUUAUGGCUGCAGGCAAGGUUCCUUUGAGAUGAAAAACAGAUCUACUUUAUGACAGAAGUCUUGUAAAAAUGGCCGACAUAGAGAAAGUUUGAUGAGGCCAAAGACUCAGCCAGCACAAUCUAGUCCAGCACAAACCUAGUAAUUUGGAACAAACGGAAUUCAUUUAAUGCUGGUCAUUUUCCCUUUGUCUUUUUUAUUUUUUUUAUUUUGUUAGGUUGGACAAAUACUAAAACAAACCACUGAGUAUUUGAUGAGAGACUUGACCAUGACAGUCAGAGAGCUAUUUACAGCUGGAGUAAGGGACCAAUCCUUGAUCGGUGUUGCCAGUCCUCAUUUUGGGGCUUUUAAGUACCUCCGAUGCACUACAGUAUUAGCAGCACAGCACUCUGACACAAAUGAACAGACAUAAAACAGCAUGUAACAGGUAACUUGUAAAGGCUGCAUUUAUAAACCAUCUAGCUCACAAUGGUAGUGUAAUAUCCCACAGUCUAUUUGUAUUCUAUUUCUUCUCAGCAUUUUCAAAGGCCUGUUUGCUUUUCAGGUAUCUAUUGUUAUGGAUUAUUGUAACAAAAUGUGUAUCAUGCAUUUACAGAUUUUUUUGCAGAACUCUAUAACAUUAUAUAUGCGAACAUUUUUUAGCAAAAUUGUUCACUCAAAUUAUCCUACAUUCCAAAUUGGAUGCUGUAUCUGUAUACCACAGGCUGGGAGGAAAUAUUUCUGGCUGCUUUCCACACGGUAAUGUUCACUAGGACUUUUCAAAUGGUUUAGGUCCAAAUGAUACAGCGUGAUGGAGAACAGUAGUCCUAAAGUUUGUUUCUGAUGCAGACAACAAAAGACCAAGUCAAACCAUCGUCAUGGAGUAAUUGUCAUCUCAACAGUCAUCUCUAACUUCCUUUGUUCAGAGGAUGGGAUGUGUUCUGCAUCUCUCUCUGGUAAUUACAAAGAGGGUCUGCAGUAAGAAUGCUGCAGUUUUGUGCAAUAACUGUCGCAAUGUAAUAAACAUUCCAUUAACAUUG